CGGCACCCCCGGCACGGCCGGGAUCCGCCGGGAGACACCGGGGAGACACCGGGAACCCGCCGGGAGCCCGCCGGGAGCCCGCCGCCGCCCCCCGCGACCCCCGAGCCAGGAUGGACCGGAUGACGGAGGACGCGCUGCGCCUGAACCUGCUCAAGCGGAGCCUGGAGCCGGCGGAGGAGCGCGAGGACGUCCUGGCCAAGCGGCUGAAGAUGGAGGGACACGAGGCCAUGGAGAGGCUGAAGAUGCUGGCCCUGCUCAAGCGCAAGGACCUGGCGGGGCUGGAGGUGCCCCACGAGCUCCCGGUGAAGCCGGACGGGAUCAAGGGCUACGAGGAGAAGCUCAACGGGAGCCUGCGGCCCCACGGCGACGGGCGGAGCGCGGCCCGGCCCGGCAAGGAGAACAUCAACGACGAGCCCGUGGACAUGAGCGCCAGGAGGAGUGACCAGGACCGGGGCCGCUUGACCCCGUCGCCGGACAUCAUCGUGCUGUCGGACAACGAGGCCUCCAGCCCCCGCUCCAGCUCCCGCAUGGAGGAGCGGCUCAAGGCGGCCAACCUGGAGAUGUUCAAGGGGAAGAGCCUGGAGGAGCGGCAGCAGCUGAUCAAGCAGCUCCGGGACGAGCUGCGGCUGGAGGAGGCCCGGCUGGUGCUCCUGAAGAAGCUGCGGCAGAGCCAACUCCAGAAGGAAAACGUGGUGCAGAAGACUCCCGUUGUCCAGAACGCCGCGUCCAUCGUGCAGCCGUCCCCCGCCCACGUCGGGCAGCAGGGCCUGUCCAAGAUCCCCUCCCGGCCCGGAGCUCAGGGGGUGGAGCCGCAGAAUUUAAGGACAUUACAGGGCCACAGCGUGAUCCGCUCGGCCGCCAGCUCAGCCCUGCCCCACAUGUUGAUGUCCCAGCGCGUCAUCGCCCCCAGCCCCGCCCAGCUCCAGGGCCAGCGCGGGCCCCAGAAACCCGGCCUGGUCCGCAGCUCCACGCCCGGGAUGAGCCCUGCCAUCAACUACCAGCCGCAAUCCGGCUCCUCGGUGCCGUGCCAGCGCUCGUCGUCCUCCGCCAUCUACAUGAACCUCGCGUCGCACAUGCAGCCGGGCUCGGUGGCCCGCGUCUCCUCCCCUCUCCCCAGCCCCAGCGCCCUCUCCGACGCCGCCAACUCCCAGGCGGCCGCCAAGCUGGCGCUCCGCAAGCAGCUGGAGAAGACGCUGCUGGAGAUCCCGCCGCCCAAGCCGCCGGCGCCGCUGCUGCACUUCCUGCCCAGCGCGGCCAACAGCGAGUUCAUCUACAUGGUGGGGCUGGAGGAGGUGGUGCAGAGCGUCAUCGACAGCCAAGUGGGUGGCAUUCUCACUGGGGAUCGAUGGGAUGGCGCUCCCGUGGGCGCUGCCCGGCGUUCCCGUGGGCGCUGCCCGGCGUUCCCGUGGGCGCUGCCCGGCGUUCCCGAGGACAAUCGGGCGCUGUUCCCGCAGGAGAUCGAGCAGCGGCUGCAGCAGCAGGCAGCGCUGUCGCCCACGGCCGCGCCCGCCGUGCCCAGCGUCGGCAAACAGGACGGGAUCCUGCGGCACCACACGCUCCGGCAGGCUCCGCGGGUGGAUCCCGGGGUCGGCCGUGCCGGAGGGUCCCUGCUCCCGCCAGGAGUGAACAUCGCGUACCUGAACGCCGGCAUCGGGGGCCACAAAGCGUCGAGCCUGGCGGACCGGCAGCGGGAAUACCUGCUGGAUAUGAUCCCGCCGCGCUCCAUAUCCCAGUCCAUCAGCGGGCAGAAAUAGCCCCGGCCCCGCUCCCGGGAGCCCCGAGAAACAAACGGAGAGCGUGGGGAAAGACAGACAGACAGACAAACAUUUCAGAGGCCGCCGGUCCCGCUCCCAGCCCGAGAUUCCUUCGCUCCUCCGGGCCGGGAGCCGCUCCCCGCGCGGCCGAGCAGCCCCGGCCCCGCCGCUCCUUUUGUAACGCCGCCGCUUUCUCCUUGUGUUGUGGGUUGUUUUUUGCCCCUUUUUUCCUUAUUUUUUCCCCCCUCUCUCCCUUCGCUCCAUGGAUGGUUAAAGCUUUUUUCUCCCUUUUCCAGAGACUUUGGCAAGGGCACCUUCCCCAGUCCCCGGGAGGGGGAGAUUUUGGGGGAGCAGCUUGUGCUGAUUCCGGGGGGA
Messenger RNA from Lonchura striata (white-rumped munia), 2129 nucleotides. NCBI's taxonomy places the organism in Eukaryota, Metazoa, Chordata, Aves, Passeriformes, Estrildidae. The record is from RefSeq and is a predicted model, not a curated record.